Molecule: messenger RNA, 8830 nt
Organism: Ochotona curzoniae (black-lipped pika)
Lineage: Eukaryota; Metazoa; Chordata; Mammalia; Lagomorpha; Ochotonidae
Gene: ANKRD52
Product: ankyrin repeat domain 52
Exons: 28
Coding region: 116-3346 (1076 amino acids)
Molecular function (GO): protein binding
Source: RefSeq, a predicted model, not a curated record
GCUGAGCUCUCCCCGCAGCCGCCGCCGCAGCCGCCGCCUGGGCCGCCCCGUGUCCCCGGUGGAGCCGCCGCCACCGCCGCUGCGAGCUCGAUGCGGACGGAGCCCGGGCCGGGCCAUGGGGAUCCUCAGCAUCACGGACCAGCCGCCCCUGGUCCAGGCCAUCUUUAGCCGAGAUGUGGAGGAAGUGCGUUCCCUGCUAUCACAGAAGGAGAACAUCAAUGUGCUGGACCAAGAGAGGCGAACCCCACUGCAUGCUGCUGCCUACGUAGGCGAUGUCCCCAUCCUUCAGUUGCUACUGAUGUCAGGUGCUAAUGUCAACGCUAAGGAUACACUGUGGCUGACUCCUCUUCAUCGUGCUGCUGCCUCCCGAAACGAGAAGGUGCUGGGGCUGCUGCUGGCACAUUCGGCAGAUGUGAAUGCCCGGGACAAGCUGUGGCAGACCCCACUGCAUGUGGCUGCUGCCAACCGGGCCACCAAGUGUGCUGAGGCACUAGCGCCACUGCUGAGCAGUCUCAACGUGGCCGACAGGAGUGGGCGCAGUGCCCUCCACCAUGCCGUGCACAGCGGACAUCUUGAGACGGUGAACCUGCUCCUCAACAAGGGAGCCAGCCUGAAUGUCUGUGACAAAAAGGAGCGGCAGCCUCUACACUGGGCUGCCUUUCUAGGGCAUUUGGAGGUCCUGAAGCUGCUGGUGGCACGAGGAGCAGACCUGGGCUGUAAGGACCGCAAGGGCUAUGGGCUGCUGCACACAGCCGCUGCCAGCGGCCAGGUUGAAGUGGUGAAGUACCUGCUCCGCAUGGGGGCCGAGAUCGAUGAGCCCAACGCUUUUGGAAACACAGCUUUGCACAUCGCCUGCUACCUGGGCCAGGAUGCCGUGGCCAUUGAGCUGGUGAAUGCAGGCGCCAAUGUGAACCAGCCGAACGACAAGGGCUUCACGCCACUGCAUGUGGCUGCAGUCUCCACCAAUGGCGCCCUCUGCCUGGAACUGCUGGUCAAUAACGGGGCUGAUGUCAACUACCAGAGCAAAGAAGGGAAAAGUCCUCUGCACAUGGCUGCCAUCCAUGGCCGCUUCACACGCUCCCAGAUCCUCAUCCAGAAUGGCAGUGAGAUUGAUUGUGCUGACAAGUUUGGAAACACGCCACUGCAUGUGGCUGCUCGCUACGGACACGAGCUGCUCAUCAGCACUCUCAUGACCAAUGGCGCGGAUACUGCCCGGCGCGGCAUCCAUGACAUGUUCCCCUUGCACUUAGCCGUUCUCUUUGGAUUCUCCGACUGUUGCCGGAAGCUUCUUUCCUCAGGUCAGCUGUAUAGCAUCGUGUCUUCACUUAGCAAUGAGCAUGUGCUCUCCGCUGGGUUCGACAUCAACACACCUGACAACCUUGGCCGCACCUGUCUUCAUGCUGCUGCUUCUGGAGGGAAUGUAGAAUGUCUUAAUUUGCUGUUGAGUAGUGGAGCUGACCUGAGGAGGAGAGAUAAAUUCGGCAGGACCCCCUUGCACUAUGCAGCUGCCAAUGGGAGCUACCAGUGCGCUGUGACGCUGGUGACCGCUGGGGCAGGCGUCAACGAGGCCGACUGUAAAGGUUGCUCCCCCCUCCACUAUGCUGCUGCCUCCGAUACUUACAGGAGAGCGGAAGCCCACACCACUUCCAGCCACGAUGCUGAGGAGGAUGAGCCCCUGAAGGAGUCCCGCAGGAAAGAGGCCUUCUUCUGUCUGGAGUUCUUACUGGAUAAUGGUGCAGACCCCUCCCUGCGGGACAGGCAGGGCUACACAGCUGUGCACUAUGCAGCCGCCUACGGCAACAGACAGAACCUCGAACUGCUCUUAGAAAUAUCCUUUAACUGCCUGGAGGAUGUGGAGAGCACCAUUCCAGUCAGCCCUUUGCACUUAGCUGCCUAUAACGGUCACUGUGAAGCCCUAAAAACGCUGGCCGAGACGCUGGUGAAUCUGGACGUAAGGGACCACAAAGGCCGGACCGCGCUCUUCCUGGCCACGGAGCGAGGCUCCACUGAGUGUGUGGAGGUCCUCACGGCCCACGGUGCCUCUGCCCUCAUCAAGGAGCGCAAGCGCAAAUGGACGCCCCUGCACGCUGCUGCUGCCUCUGGCCACACUGACUCCCUGCACUUACUGAUCGACAGUGGGGAACGAGCUGACAUCACAGAUGUCAUGGAUGCCUAUGGACAAACCCCACUGAUGCUGGCCAUCAUGAAUGGCCACGUGGACUGUGUACAUCUGCUGCUAGAGAAAGGAUCCACAGCUGACGCUGCUGACCUCCGGGGCCGCACUGCCCUCCACCGUGGGGCAGUGACUGGCUGUGAGGACUGCCUGGCUGCCCUGCUGGACCACGAUGCAUUUGUGCUCUGCCGAGACUUUAAGGGCCGCACGCCCAUUCACCUGGCCUCAGCCUGUGGCCACACAGCAGUUCUGCGGACCCUGCUGCAGGCUGCUCUUUCCACAGACCCCCUGGAUGCUGGGGUAGACUACAGUGGCUACUCGCCCAUGCACUGGGCCUCCUACACUGGACAUGAAGAUUGUCUGGAGUUGCUACUUGAACACAGCCCAUUUUCGUACCUGGAAGGAAACCCCUUCACUCCUUUGCACUGUGCAGUAAUUAAUAACCAGGACAGCACCACAGAGAUGCUGCUGGGAGCUCUGGGUGCCAAGAUUGUGAACAGCCGAGAUGCCAAAGGACGGACCCCCCUUCACGCCGCUGCCUUCGCAGACAACGUCUCUGGGCUCCGGAUGCUGCUGCAGCACCAGGCCGAGGUGAACGCCACUGACCACAGUGGCCGCACGGCACUUAUGACAGCGGCCGAGAACGGGCAGACCGCUGCUGUGGAAUUUCUGCUGUAUCGAGGGAAGGCGGACCUCACUGUGUUGGAUGAGAAUAAGAACACUGCCCUCCACUUGGCUUGUAGCAAGGGCCAUGAGAAGUGCGCCCUCAUGAUCCUGGCAGAAACCCAAGACCUUGGCCUUAUCAAUGCUACCAACAGUGCGCUGCAGAUGCCACUCCACAUUGCUGCCCGCAACGGUCUAGCCUCUGUGGUGCAGGCCCUGCUGAGUCGUGGGGCCACAGUGCUGGCCGUGGAUGAAGAAGGUCACACCCCAGCACUGGCCUGCGCUCCCAACAAAGAUGUGGCCGAUUGCCUGGCCUUGAUCCUUUCCACCAUGAAGCCUUUCCCACCCAAGGACGCCGUCAGCCCUUUCAGUUUCAGUCUGCUCAAGAACUGCAGCAUCGCGGCUGCCAAGACGGUGGGUGGCUGCGGCGCCCUGCCCCACGGGGCCUCGUGCCCCUAUAGCCAGGAGCGGCAUGGCGCCAUCGGCCUAGAUGGCUGCUACUCGGAGUAGCCCCAUUCAGUACCCCUCUCCCUGCCGGUGGCUUGAUACCUUAUUCUAUUUAUUUAGAAAAAGUCUAAACAUUUAGGGCACUUUAAAGGAGAACACGACUGGGCAGAGGGGGGCGGAGGGUGGCGGAGGGGGACAGCAAGCGCUGGGGAGCAGCCGCUCACCCCUUUGCCGCACCAUCUAGCCUGGCAGGGACCUGGGGCAUAUAGGGAGCACCCCAGGCCCUUGGUACCCCCAGGUGACCCCUCCGCCAAGUGUCCCCAAAUGAUUGCUAAAUGCCUGGCUUCCCCCUCUCUGAUGCCACCUCUCAGCUCCCUCUUUCUGCUGCCAGCUGCUCCCAUUCUUUCCUCAGCCUCUCCCCACUGUGCCCCCCUCCCCACCCCUCACUGCCAGGCAAAUUCCCUUCCCCCCCACUUCCAUUCCCAUCACUGCCUCCCUGCUCGGCUGGCCCCUCCAUUCCCGCAGCAGUGAGAAGCCUUAAUUUCUGGUACUGUGUGAGCACUCUGGGGGUGUCCUCUCCCCCUUCAGGGGCAGCUAGAGAAUGAGGGGGGAGGAUAUUUAGCACUGGGGCCUGGAGCUUUUUCCCCACCUCUGUACCUAUCGCCCCUGAAGUUCAAAUGCAAAACACUUGAAGCAGCAACUACUGUACCUGGGCCCCAAUCCCGCACUCUUCCCCCUGGCUCCUCAUAUGCAAAUCAAGGGCUGGUUCUGCCCCCACAGCCUGCCCCACCCCCUCCCCACUCCUGGCCUGGCCCCCUGACCACGCACUUUAACCUUGCUUUUCUUUUUUACUUCUUUUGGGAGAGCAGAGCCUGUGGCCCUCCCCUCCCUGGCUCUCCUCUCCCCAGACUUUGAGACUUGUCAUGAAUUUUUAAGUAAGCAUUUUGUCCUUUAGGGGAAGAAACAAAUUAAUUCCCUGCCCAUUUCAAAAUCACCACAGCCCUAGGAUGUCCUUAUCCGUUUCAGGCAUGUGUUUGCAUGUGUCCAGGGAGGGAUCGUGUUCUCUCUCCUGUGCCCCAAUCCCAGAGUUCCCCCAUGCGUGCCCCCAUCCCCACCCCGUCUGCCUCCACCUUCCGUUACGUCCAAGAGUUCCCACCGCCCCCAGUCACUCCCGAUCUGAAGCCAAAGAUGGUGGGAGGAGCAAGGCUGACCAGGGACCCAGGCUGCUUCCUCUAGUGGGAGGAUGCAGUGCGGCGGGGCGGCAGCAAAGAGAUGUUGAGGCUAGGUCCCUGCCUUCCCAGGAGUGGGGAGAACUGGGGUUGAGCUGGGGCGGGGAGGGGCUUUGUUGAUAAAGAGCCCUGAAAGGCACACCCCAAAAAGCCAAACUGGGCUGGAGUGAGGAGGGGGCGGUUUUUUUCUCUAAAUGUAGCAUUGAAUUUGGCCCUGGUCCCUUCUGACGCCCUGUCCACCCAUUUCCUAGUCAAGUCGCCUGGACAGCUGGCCCCACUCCCAUCGCCCAGCGUUCCCUUCCUCACACUCAAUACCUCAGCCAGGGACCAAGACACAGAACUUGAAUAGAGUUCACGCCCCGCCCCACCGUGAGCCCGGCCUGGGUUUGGCUGCCGUCAGUAUUGGCCCCUGAGAACUGGACAGGUUUUGUUUACACAGUGCAGGGCUCCCCUGAACCCCACUCUGGGGUCCCGUGGCCUCCUGCCCCUCCCCCAACCCUGGAUUGCUUGAUUUCAAUCUUAGCCAUUUUUCAGUUGUGUCCCCUGAAUGUCUUGCCAUCCUUGCCAGGUAGGCUGGAGUAGGGAGAGGGGAUGGGCAUCCAGAGAUCCCUUCCCCUUUUCCUCCCUCCCUUCCUGCCCAGCAGAUGCCCUUAACCUCACCUCAUGCUGGUUCCUGAAGCUUGGGGUAUUUGUCCAAAUCCUGAGUUUUCUCGUGGUCCCUGUUUAGCCCCCAUAUCUGUGUCUUACUUCCCCAUCUCUCAGUUCCUAAACCAUUUCAAGGUUUCGAAUUGACCAUUAUUGGUGAGAAGGAUUGUGCAGCUUUUAGUUUUUAUUUUUGUUUUCAAAGCCAAAGGGCCUUGCAAUGCCCCUCUUGCCCUCCCCGCCCCCUUCACUCCCUGACCAUCCCCCUCUACGACAAUCAAUGUGACCUCUCUUAAGGGCUGCAGCCCCCAUCCCCACCCUGCUGGUUCUGCAAAGCUUGCCCUCCCCACCUUCCCUCCCCCUCCAACUUGGAAUCUCUCUCCUCACAUCUUCCCAUUCCAACCCUUCCUCAUUUUGGUGCUGGGAACUAGGUGGUAGGGGGAGCGAGGUGGGUGGGAGAUGGGUCCUCCUGGCCAAGAUUCCUGGGUGGCAGUCGUGUUCUCCUUUGUCACUGCUUGGCGACAACAGGAAAAAUUGGAGCACUUGUCGGGAGCUCCCUUGUAUGCUAGGUGAGAUUUCAGGGGCUCUAUGUUCCCCACCUCCUCUUCAGCACUGGGUUGGCCGUGCUGGGGGAGGCCAGGUUGAGGAGCACCCUUGGGCCCUCCUCAUGUGACUGAGGAGGCCUGGGGGCGGAGAGCGGCCUCCUCUCCUUAUGCCAAAGGAAAUCCCGCCCCCCCACCCCAGGCUCUGCCCCUAGUGUGUUUUGAAGCAUUUUUUGACCAUUUUCAUGGCCACUGCAUAUUUAUUUUUAAAUGUUAAGGGUUUUUUUGUUUUUGUUUUUUUUAAUCUCUGACUUAAACGGGUGUGGAGAAGCGAAACAGGCUGAAUGCCCCCCAAUCUGCAGGGGGAGGGGAGGUCCGCUCCUUCCUUUGGUCCUCCCUCUGCCCCCUCCCCCGCAGCUCUAAAGCACUUGCUUCAAGUAAUAAGCACUUUUGUGGAAAGGCCUGUUUGAGGUGAGGACCUUGGGGACAGCCCCAGGUCCCUGAAAAGGAGACCAAGCAAGAGGGCUAGAGAGGAGACGAGAAAUGAGGCGUGCAUACCUGAGGGUGAGAUGGAAAGAGCCAGUUUUUUCAGUUUCUGACGUUUUGGGGGUAAUGUCCCUGCUUGGGCGGUGGCUUUGCUAGGGUUAGGUUGUGUACUAUCCUUCAGAUUAAAAAAAAAAAAGGCACAAACUGUGGGUCCCCGGAGGGACCAGCAGACCCAGGUCACUGCCACUGUCUAGCUGAGACUGAUGGGCCACCUCCCCGCCCCGUGGCCCGCUGAGCCAUAGGACUGCUGAAAACCACUGAAUGUACAGCCCAGGGCGGGUGAGGGCGACCCAGGGGAUGGGCUUCUCCUUUGUUUGGUGCUGUGGGGGGUGGGAAAGUUGAGACAGAGGGACUACCACCCCACUACUCCCCUAGACUUGUGUUCCUGGGAGUGGAGGGGCUUAGGGAGGCCUCCCGCCCUCCCCAGCCCCAGCCCCACCCCUCUCCCUCACCCCUGUUGGUCUUGACUGUAAGUCCAGCUCACCUUUGCCUUCAAUAUGUAACCAAAGGAAAACUCAAUACUGUUUCCACCGCUGUCGCCCACCGAGCACCUCCUUCCUUUCUCUUCCCACCCCACUGGAAGGGAGAAGAGGCUAGGGGUGGGUGGGUAAGGCCAGAGUGAACGGUUCUAUAGCUGUACCCUCCCCUACAAACCUCUUCCAGAGUCUGGAGAGCCGGGGCUGGGACCAGGCUGGCAGGGGUGGGAGUAGGUGCACUCUGUAUGUGGCUCACGGAGUGCUGCUUCUUCCACAUGGCUCCAGUGAAUGGACUCCAGCCCAGGGGCCUCUUUCCCCUUUCCCUCUGCCAUCUCCACCCUUUCCCCAUAACCCAGUGUUCACUCCCACCUUCCCUUCCAGCCGCAAAGGAAAAUAGCCUUACAGACCCUAGCCCGGAAACCCUGUUCCCUGGGGGCCGGCCGGUAUGGGAACCCCAGUCUCGCCUAGUUUGAAACCCUACCUUUUUAGAAGGAGGGACAGGAGCAAAGCAGCCCCUUCCCCUCUAACUGUGGUGGCUCCAGCCUUCCGUGGCCUUGAUCCCAGUUGGACAAGGACGGAGGUAAGGAAUCUGAGGACCAAGCCCAGUGGUCUGGGAAGAGGGAGGUGGAAAGGAACGGGCCUGAUGUGGGGAUCCCCCUCCUCCCGACCCAACCCCUAGAGAAGCGACCAAAUGCAGAGAUGGGAGGAAGCUGGGUGGGAGGUCUGCUCUUGUAAAUUACUUGAAGGUACUGACUCCGAGGCUGCUGUUGCCCACAUAGGUGUGAGGGGGCCACUGUCACUGCAUUUGGGAGGGCAGUGGGUGGUGGGUGCCAUAGGAUCUGCCCCUGGUCCUCGCUCACUCCCGCUAGGCCCUUUCCCUGGGGCAUUCGGAAGUCUGACUUGCCACCAGGGGAAUUGGGGAGAGCCUUCCCUCCCGUCUCCAUCCCUCACUCUGGGCACCCUCUCCAAUUGCACUAAAGUAGCUGUUGUGCCAGUCUUACCCCCACAUCAGGGGGGGGGUCCUCUGCUUCCAGUCUCCCCUUCUCCUCCCCUGCCGCCUCCGCUCCCAUCCCGGACAAUCUCCUUAUUCCCCCUUGUAUUCUUGGAUAACUCAGCUUUGUAUGUGUGUGUUGGGGGGUGGGAUGGGUUCCGGCUGCAGUGGGUUUGGCAGGAGUUUGGGAAGGGCUAUAGGAAAGAUGGAGGAUGAAGUCUCCUGCUCCCUUCCCCGGCUCCAAGCUCCAGAAGCCUGGCAGGGAGAUGUCUACUCUCACUGCCGUGUGUCUUGCAGAUGUGCCAAAAUUUGGGGGGGGUGGGGUGGGAAGGGGGGUGCCUGGCAGAGCAGCCCCCAGGGUGGCUCUCUCAAAGCAAUACAGUUCCCCUGCCUGGGGAAUGGCAAGACAGGGGAGAGGGUUGGUGGGGCGGGGUGGGGGGAGGGGAUGUGAGGGGUCCCCGUGUACAGCUGUGCAUAUUCAGGGGCAUUCUCUGUCUGGUACCCGCUGUGGGCAUUUAUGUGUGUGUGACCCUCCCCUUCCCCGUGCCCUGCAUGCCUGUGAUGCUGCAGAUACCACCAUCCUGUGUGCAGGUGUGUGCUGGGGGGCUCAGAGGGCAUGCCCAUGUCCUGUUGCACCCUCCACCCUGUGACCCAUGUACUCGGUUGUAGGAAGUAAAGAGAACUGAGCACAAUUCACUGGAUUCUAGUGAAUCUUAUUCUAAAGCAAUGUUCCCAUCCCUGCCCUUGCCUUGCCCUGGAUCCACCUGUGGUGCUAGUGUUGGGGUUGGAGGGGGCGGGGUGUUUCAUGCUGGUGGGCAGCAAUAAAGGGCUGGUCUGCUGAGAUGCCUGCAGCCCCAGGGUGCUGAGGACAGCAGGAACAAGUGGGGACCUUGGUGCAUUUGCUCCUCCCCUUUCCCCCUCCUCCCUGGGCUAAAGCACAAUGCUCUCCCCGCAGAUUGAUGUACCCUGCACCCUCCAGGCCCCCUAUUCAUGUCCUUCCCCCAAGCCUGCUUUGAACCCUCCCACUGCAACCUGGUUUUCUAUGCUGUUUUGGUGCAAGUACAACUGUCGUAGUCAUGGCUUUGGGAUGGGUUCUGUUUAUUAAAAUCCUAUUGCUCCUA